Acanthochromis polyacanthus (spiny chromis) is the source of this 7258-nucleotide messenger RNA. RefSeq lists its product as uncharacterized. The record is from RefSeq and is a predicted model, not a curated record. The coding region runs from base 2418 to 3320 and encodes 300 amino acids. NCBI's taxonomy places the organism in Eukaryota, Metazoa, Chordata, Actinopteri, Pomacentridae. The transcript is spliced from 7 exons.
ACCUCAGUCUCAUGCUUUCUCUUGAGCUCUCCUUGUGGUGGUAACUGCAGCCGAGCGGGCUGGAUCUGGCGUGAUCGAUCGGGACGUACAUAAUAUCGCUGGUACAGUGACGCUGGGAGACGGGUCGCUCCGUUCAGCGUGCCGUGGGUGCUUCUGUGACGACAGGUCUAUUUGCUGCUGUUUUUGUUGGAUCUCCUCCGCCUGCAUUGCUGCUAUGCUGCGCCACGGCUAACCGGGUUGCAGCUAAACGUGUGGUUCAUUGGGCGUCAUCGCUUCCCUGGAGUGGCUGCUGUUUCGGCUCUUUUGUGACGUUUCUUCUUUUUGCCGGUUCUGUUCGCCGGCUCUUCGUUGCGGCUCUCUUAUGUUACGGCUCUCUUUUUAGUGUUUACAACUUGCUGUUUCAACUGUGUUGGUUUGGUGAGCCUCGGCGGUAGUUUAAUCCCUGGUGGUGGUUCACAGAUCCCCUUUUUCGUUGGUGUGUCGUGUCACAGGUGUGAUUAUUUGGACCCCUUUUUCCCUUUUGAUUUUCUGAUUAUUUCUUAUUUUUGUCUGCCGCCAUGGUAAGCCAACCUACUCCUUAAUAUUUAAGUUGAGUACUCCCGAUUUCCUAUUUUAAACUGUGGCCUUUACUUAUUUAAAAUUAAUAAUAUAAUUUAAUAAAGAAAUUGUUAUAUUUUUGGAAACACGUCUCUUGCCCGAGUGAUUUCGAACCUGUGGGCCUUGAGUGUUUAAAUGGUCCUUGGUUGAUCAUGUGAGUACUGAGUAGAAUGUCCUGGGGGUGAAAUUUCCCUGGGUGGCGUUGUCGCAACAUCUAUUUAAAUCCUAGCCAUUCAUUCCCCUUCCUCUCCAAGAGUUCCCCUCAUCACGCCACAUAUAGAGAGUGGAUUGAUGGAUCUACUCGGCGUGGUAUGGCUCGCCACUACUAUACUGGACUCGGCUCGUCUCAGUUUAGUUGUUUUUCCAUUACAGUGAGUACCACCUCAUCUUUCGUGGAGCCGUCAUAGCGCGGCCCGAAAGUCCCUUAAAGUCAUUUGUGUGCGACACAAACACAACACAACAAUGGACAUGGAGACGAUUAUGGAAUAAAUUUCCUAUCAUAAUUCAAGAGCAUUUUAAAUUGAUUUGAGGGCAGCAUUUAUCGAUUUCAUUCUCAGAUUUUGGGAUAUUGUCUCUCAGAACUCUGCUCUCGCGCUCAAAUUUGCUCUGCGUGUGCUCAAACUGUGUCCUCGCACUUGGUUACGAUGCUGCUUGCGCAGAUUUCCUGCACUCAAACUCAAACUCUUCCUCUUGCUCUCAUGGAACUUCUGCUCUGCUCUCAGAUUUUUGUGUAUCAACGCUGUCAACCAAUAGAAGGCCGGCGAGCUUUGACCAAUCAGCUUAUCCCUGUUUGUAUACGGGUGCGUUCGCUGUUUUCCGAGGAGCGUCGCAUACGGGCGGGCACUCUUUCAACAGGUUUUAUCCACUCCCUACCUCCGGGACUGUAAUAAAUGUGAUUUAUUUUAUUUUUUGACCACUGUUGGAAUAAAAUAUCAUUCAAUGCAUACAACAGCGUCCGAGCUUCUCAUUAAAAUGGCUAUACUGUAUAAUAAUAGCGGCAUCGAACACUGCUCUUUGAGGUGUCCUGGUGGAGAAAAGAAUGUCACCAUCCUGAAGCUAGCAGCGGGACAGCAGAUGGCUUGCUAAAAUGGACCGGCAAAGUCGAAGCGCUCAGGCAAGUUAUUAAUGAAAACUAUAAAAUAUUUAUUUGAUCAUAUACCUGGUUUUAAACAUACAUGAACACUAUACAAAAUGUAUUUAUAUAUCCCUGUAUUUUCUUUGUUUUGUUUUGAAAACGAUUUAUAUCAUUAAUAAUCGGAUGCUAUCCUCAUCAGGAAGUGGUACUGAAAAUGUUAAAUAUAAGCAUUCUUGUUUCAGGUUAUGUUUAAUGUGCAAAUGAGGUCAGUACACUCAGAUAAGACAAUGCGCCAAUAUGCACUGCUUUCUUUUCCAACAGAACCUGCUCAGACAUCAUAUCUUUGAAAGACUGCAAACCAAGUUUCAGUAUGUCAUCAGUCAUCCUUACUUGGACCUUGACAACAUAUGAGGACGGCUCUUUUAUGGGACUUCAUGGGAUGUACCUGAAACAGCAGCACAUGAGCCUGCAGUGGCACAAGGUGUAGAGGUAGACACUGUACUUGGACCUGGCUGAUGCCGCAGAAAUCAAGAGCUCUUUCGUGAUGGGAAUCUUGGUCACCCUGCCAUGUUGAGUGACAUAGUCACACACAAGCCUGUGCGCAACAACAGUGUCCUCCUGCAUGUUACACGUUUCAACUUCAACGUUGGACAAAGAGGGCAGGAGGAUUCCUGCAGGCGACGGCUGACGUUACUGUGAGCGUAUUGCGUCAUUUCCUGUUUCAGCACUGUGUCGUGUUGUUAGCAUGGCUUCUGCUUCUGCCUCUUCCUCUCCCUCUCCCUCUCUCUCCCUCUCCUGCUCAGUGUGCCACAUGUUUAGUUAUUCCUCUGCCUCCUUUAGUGAUAACAAUAUGUGUAAUAAGUGCAGCCUUUUUGUAGUUCUGGAGGCGAGGCUCUCCGAAUUGGAAUCGCGGCUCCGCACCAUGGAAAAUAACCCGCUAGCAGCUAGCCAAGCCCCCUUAGCCGGUGCGGACCGCAAUAGCUUAGCUAGUGUAGCAUCUGUUAGCCGUCCCUUAGCAGCGCCCGAACAGCCGGGUGGAUGGGUGACAGUUCGUAGGAAAAACAGUCCUAAACUCAAGCCUGCUGUCCCAGCUCACCACAAACCGCUUCAUGUUUCUAAUCGUUUUUCCCCGCUCAGCGACACACCCGCUGAGAAACCAACUCUGAUCAUUGGCAGCUCCAUAGUCAGAAACGUGAAGCUAGCGACACCAGCGACCAUAGUUAAAUGCCUCCCAGGGGCCAGAGCGGGCGACAUAGAAGCAAAUUUGAAACUGCUGGCUAAAGAUAAUCGUAAAUAUAGUAAGAUUGUUAUUCACGUCGGCGGUAACGACACCCGGUUACGCCAAUUGGAGGUCACCAAAAUUAGCGUGGCAUCGGUGUGUACUUUCGCCAAAACCAUGUCGGACUCCGUAGUUUUCUCUGGACCCUUGCCUGAUCUGACCAGCGAUGACAUGUUUAGCCGCAUGUCGUCGUUUCGCUGCUGGUUGUCUAUGUGGUGUCCAUCAAACGACGUGGGCUUUAUAGAUAAUUGGAGCUCUUUUUGGGGAAAACCUGGUCUGAUUAGGAGAGACGGCAUCCAUCCCACUUUGGCUGGUGCAGCUCUCAUUUCUAGGAAUAUGGCUGAUUUUAUUAGUACUCCUAAAGCAUGACAACCCAGAGUUAAGACCAGGAUGCAGAGCUGUAGUCUUACACACCUCUCUGCAGUUUCCUCACAGCUGUCAUCCUCCAGUAAUUCAGUUAACUUUAUUGAGACUGUGUCUGUCCCCCGACCACCAAAAUUCAAUAAAUUAAACAAAUCAAAAAUAUACAAAAGAAAUAGUAACCACAAAAAUUUAAUAAAAAUUAAUACCUCUAUUUCAACAUAGCAAAGAAACAGGAAAAUUAAAUGUGGUCUGUUAUUAUGUCUAUUAGAUCUCUCUCGUCUAAAUCUCUGCUAGUAAAUGAGUUGAUAACUGAUCACCAGAUUGAUUUGUUCUGUUUGACUGAAACCUGGUUGCAGCAGGAAGACUUUGUUAGCCUAAACGAAUCAACUCCCUCUAGUCAUAUUAACUGUCAUAUUCCUCGAAUCACAGGCCGAGGAGGAGGAGUAGCAGCAAUCUACCAUUCUAGUUUAAAAUUGAACCAGAGGCCUAAACCUGACUACAGCUCAUUUGAAAAUCUCAUUCUUAGUCUCUCUCAUCCAAAUUUGAAAGCUCAGAAACCAGUUUUAUUUGUUGUUAUAUAUCGUCCUCCUGCUCCUUAUUCUGAGUUUUUAUCUCAAUUCUCAGACUUUUUAUCUGAAUUAGUGCUCAGUUCAGACAAAGUUAUAAUUGUGGGUGACUUUAACAUUCAUGUUGAUGUAGACAGCGACAGCCUUACAACAGCUUUUAAUUCAUUAUUAGACUCAAUUGGGUUUUCUCAACAUGUAAAUAAGUUGUUAAAAGGGUAGUUUUAAUCACACUCUUGACCUUGUCCUGACUUAUGGCAUAGAAAUUGAAGAGUUAACAGUAUUUCCCCAGAACCCUCUUCUUUCUGACCAUUUUAUGAUAACGUUUCAAUUUAAAGUAAAGGAUUGUUUAGCAGCUGAGAACAAAUAUCAUUACAGUAGGUGUUUGUCUGACAAUUCAGUUUCUAAAUUUAAGGAAAUAAUACCCUCACUGUUUACUUCAGCAACAUUUACUGAUAAAUCAGAAGGCAAAUAUUAUAAUUUUACCCCCACAGAAGUGGAUUAUUAUGUUAAUAAUGCUUCAGCCUCACUGCGUACAACUCUUGAUAGUGUUGCACCUGUAAAAAAGAAAGUUAUAUCUCAGAGAAGACUUGCUCCUUGGUAUAAUUCCCAGCUGCGGACUUUAAAGCAGGCAUCCCGAAAGCUGGAAAGAAAGUGGUAUUCCACUAAUUCAAGAGGUAGUGUAUGUGUCUUGGAAAAAUAGUCUAGUAAUCUAUAAAAAAGCUCUUUGUAAUGCCAGGACAACUUAUUAUUCAUCUUUAAUAGAGGAGAACAAGAACAACCUUAGGUUUCUCUUUAGCUCUGUAGCCAGGCUGACAAAGAGUCAGAGCUCCGUUGAACCUUGUAUUCCUUUAGCUUUAACCAGUAACGACUUCAUGAGCUUCUUUACACAUAAAAUAGUUCUGAUUAGAGAUAAAAUUAAUCUGGCCCUUCCUACAAAUGUCACAGAUGCUUUUAGACCUGAUGAAUCUUUAGAAUUCUUCACUCCUAUAUGUCUCUCUGAACUAAUUUCAACAGUUUCUACAUCCAAACCAUCAACAUGUCUUUUAGAUCCUAUCCCAACUAGACUCUUCAAGGAGAUUUUACCUUUACCUUUAAUUAAUUCUUCAAUGUUAGAUCUGAUUAAUCUCUCUCUAGUAACAGGCUAUGUACCACAGGCUUUUAAGGUUGCUGUCAUCAAACCUUUGCUUAAAAAGCCCACUUUAGAUCCAGAUGUGUUAGCUAACUAUAGACCAAUAUCCAACCUACCAUUUCUCUCUAAAAUUCUGGAAAGAACAGUUGCAAAUCAAUUAUGUGAACACUUACAAAGGAAUAAUUUGUUUGAAAUGUUUCAGUCAGGCUUCAGAGUGCAUCAUAGCACAGAAACAGCUCUAGUGAAAGUUACUAAUGACCUUCUCAUAGCAUCAGAUAAUGGACUAGUCUCUAUACUUGUUUUGUUAGAUCUUAGUGCAGCGUUUGACACAAUCGACCCCAAAAUUUUAUUACAGCGUCUAGAACAUUCAAUUGGCAUUAAAGGGACAACACUGGACUGGUUUAAAUCCUACUUAUCAGAUAGGUUCCAGUUUGUGUAUGUCAACAAUAACUCUUCUGAGCAUACUAAAGUUAAUCAUGGAGUUCCUCAGGGUUCUGUCUUAGGACCGAUACUUUUCACAUUAUACAUGCUUCCUUUAGGCAAUAUUAUUAGGAAGCAUUGUAUUAACUUCCAUUGUUAUGCAGAUGACACACAAUUGUAUUUAUCUAUGAAGCCAGAUGAAACUGAUCAGUUAGCUAGACUGCAAGAUUGUCUUAAGGACAUUAAAACCUGGAUGACUUUUAACUUCCUACUGCUAAAUUCAGACAAAACUGAAGUCAUUGUAUUUGGCCCAAAACAUCUUAGAAACUCGCUUUCAAAGCAAAUAGUUACUCUGGAUGGCAUCGCAUUGGCCUCCAGUACUACUGUGAGGAAUCUUGCAGUUAUUUUUGACCAGGACAUGUCCUUUAACUCACACAUAAAGCAAGUCUGUAGGACUUCCUUUUUUCACCUGCGUAAUAUUGUAAAAAUCAGGAACAUUCUGUCUCAGAGUGAUGCAGAAAAAUUAGUUCAUGCUUUUGUUACUUCCAGGCUUGACUAUUGUAAUUCCUUAUUAUCGGGUUGUCCAAAUAGCUCUCUUAAACAUCUACAGUUGAUCCAAAACGCUGCUGCGAGAGUACUGACAGGAGUUAGCAAAAGAGAUCAUAUUUCCCCUAUACUUGCUUCUCUUCACUGGCUUCCUGUUCAAUCCAGAAUAGAAUUUAAAAUCCUUCUUCUGACAUAUAAAGCUCUUAAUAACCAAUCUCCAUCAUAUCUUAAAGAUCUGAUAGUACCAUAUUAUCCUAGUAGAACUCUUCGCUCUCAAACUUCAGGCUUACUUGUUGUUCCUAGAAUUUCUAAAAGUAGAAUGGGAGGCAGAGUCUUCAGUUAUCAGGCGCCUCUCCUGUGGAACCUGCUCCCAGUUUGGGUUCGGGAGGCAGACACCCUCUCUAUUUUUAAGACCAGGCUUAAAACGUUCCUUUUUGACAAAUCUUAUAGUUGGGGCUGACUGGGUGACCCACAGGGGUUCGGCUUGUGUCUUCAUUUGCACAGCUGACUCCCUCUUGGAAGUCCCUUCGUUCUGCCCCUAGUCAUGAUGCUAUAGGCCUAGGCUGCUGGGGGACUUUUCUUGACGCACUGAGCCCUUCUCUAGCUACCUUUACAUUUAAUAUAUAUACCGUUAUUGCAGUACAUUCACUCUGUUUCCCCCUGUGCUAUUUCUCCGAGGGUCCCUGGUCCCAGAGCUGGAUGCUUCAGAUCUGCGGUCGAUGUUCCACCAGCUGGUCCAGUCUCCAUCAUGUCCACUGUGGGAUGCUGCUGCUGACCUUCCUCCAGCCCUCUGCUUCCAACUCCCCUUUUCCACCAGUCAACUCUGCAUUGCCUUCACUAUACUUGUUAUGCUAACUUACAUACUGUUUGAAUUUUACUGCUAGUUAUAUAUGGAGUAUGUCUAAUGUCAGAGCCGUACAUCAUAAGAGUAAACUAUGAGUCAGUUUUCAAUGUUAGCUUAUACUUUGUCUGUGUCACAUAUCCUGUCAUGCAUGUAUCCAAAUGUGUGUUGUGUUUUCCUUGCUUUCCCACCCCUCCCUCUUCUCCCAUCCCUCCCCCUUGCCCUCCUCUGUCCUUCUCAACCCACCCGGCCAGCAGGCAGAUGGGUCCCCCCUAUAUAGAGCCGGGUUCUGCUCGAGGUUUCUUCCCUGUUAAAAGGGUGUUUUCCUUGCCACUGUCGCCUUUGGGCUUGCUCUGGGGGUCAGGCAUAUGGGUUCUGUAAAGCGUCUUGAGACGAUUUGACUGUAAUUGACGCUAUAUAAAUAAAAUUGAAUUGAAUUGAA